AUGGUUCAACAAGGUAUUGUUUUGGGGCAUAUUAUUUCGGGAAAAGGGAUUGGAGUGGACAAGGAAAAAAUAGAUCUCAUUCGUUCUCUUCCAUCACCAUCAAGUGUGAAAGAAAUAAGAUCCUUUCUUGGUCAUGCAGGAUUUUAUAGGCGGUUUAUAAUGGAUUUCUCAAAGAUUACUUCUCCCUUAUGCAAUCUUCAUCAAAAGGAUGUUGCAUUUGAAUUUAAUGAAAAAUGUUUGUUUGAAUUCAAAAAAUUGAAGGAAUCCUUAACAUCAACACCUAUUAUUCAGCCAUUUAACUGGGAGUUACCAUUUGAAAUAAUGUGUGACACUAGUGACUAUGCAGUACGAGCAAUCCUUGGGCAAAGAGUUGGUAAGGUUCCUCAUGAUAUAUACUAUGCCUCUCAGACUCUUAAUGAUGCUCAGUUGAAUUACUUUACUACGGAGAAAGAGCUUUUAGCAGUUAUCUUUGCUCUAGAAAAGUUUCGGUCUUACUUGAUUGGAACUAAAGUUAUUGUUUACAAUAACCAUGCAGCUCUUAAAUAUUUACUAGCUAAGAAAGAAGCAAAGCCCAGACUUAAUCAGUGGAUUUUACUUCUACAAGAAUUUGAUCUUGAAAUAAAAGAUAAGAGGCCACUAAAGAGUUACCAGGAGACCUUACACAAGCUCAGAAGAACAAGAUUAAGCAUGAUGCUAAGUUUUAUAUUUUGGAUGAGUCUUAUUUAUGGAAACAUUGCACUGAUCAAGUCAUUCGAAGGUGUGAACAUGAUUCUGAAUUUUAAUCUAUCCUUGCUUUCUCACAUUCUCAUGCUUGUGGAGGUCAUUUUGGACCCAAGAGAACAGCUCAUAAAGUACUUGACAGCAAUUUUGACUGGCCUACCAUCUUUAAAGAUUCAUAUGCAUAUUGCAAGGCAUGUGACAGUUGUCAACGAUUUGCGGUGGAUUAUGUGUAUAAGUGGGUGGAAGCAAAAGCAACUAAAGCGGAUAAUUCUAAAACAGUGGUUGAGUUCAUUUGAUCAAAUAUCUUUAAAGGAUUGGAGUAUAAGAUUAGAUGAUGCUCUAUGGGCAUAUCACUCGACCUACAAGACACAGCUUGGUAUGUCGCCAUAUCGGUUGGUGUAUGGAAAGCCUUGUCACCUACCAUUUGAAUUGGAACAUAAAGCUUGGUGGGCUGUGAAAAAGUGUAACAUGGAGAUGGACAAUGCACGCCAAAAAAGAAUGUUGCAAUUACAAGAGCUGGAGGAAAUUCGUAAUGAUGCUUAUGAAAGCUCUAAGAUUUAG
This is a messenger RNA of Humulus lupulus (European hop), 1281 nucleotides long. RefSeq lists its product as uncharacterized. NCBI's taxonomy places the organism in Eukaryota, Viridiplantae, Streptophyta, Magnoliopsida, Rosales, Cannabaceae. The record is from RefSeq and is a predicted model, not a curated record. The coding region runs from base 1 to 1281 and encodes 426 amino acids. Gene Ontology annotation, molecular function: nucleic acid binding. The transcript has 4 exons.